This is a messenger RNA of Penaeus vannamei (Pacific white shrimp), 799 nucleotides long. The record is from RefSeq and is a predicted model, not a curated record. Lineage: Eukaryota; Metazoa; Arthropoda; Malacostraca; Decapoda; Penaeidae.
AUGGCAUUUUUUUCCACAGGCAAACCAAAAUCAAAAACAAUCUCAGAAGCUUGCAAGCUGCCAGUACUUCAAGCUGUUGCUGAGCUCUCAACAUCACACGUAGAUGACGAAGAGAAAAAGCUGCAGGCUGCUCUUGAAAUGUCUAUGGAAGGAACUACAGAUAGAGAUAGGGAUGAUGACUUAGAGAGGGCUAUUCAGCUGAGCAUGUCAAGUGAAGCAGAACACAAUGACACUCAAGAGGCAGCACAAACCUGUACUGCUGAUGGAGUCAAGGCUAAAGAGGGUAAUUCAAGUCCCAGUCCAGACCAUCAGGUGCCAGUAGCAGCAGAUGGAGACUUACAAAGAGCAAUUAGACUGGGCAUGGCAAGCGAAGCGGAAGGAAGCCAGUGCAGCCCAGGGACGGAGGAAGACCAGUUGCAGGAAGCUUUGCGCAUGAGCCUAGACCAGCCAAUGAUGGAAAAUGCAGGCCCCAGCGAAGGCAAGCCAGACCUGGAGGAGUUAAGAGAAAAGCGCUUGGCAUUCCUAAACAAGAAAAGCCACUGACCAGCAUAGGAUUUGUGAAUGGUGUAAAGUGAGAGUGUGGUGUACUAAAUACUGCCAUGUCAGUUGCCUUUGAGGAAUUUGAUUCCAAAACCCUUUUUUUUCUCACUCUAUCAUUCCUUAUUUCCUUUUGUUCUCUCUGUCUUUGUGUCCUCAAUAUUUUUUAUGUGAGUUAGGCAGAAAUAGGAGUGUGUUUGUUGCCAUGUGCAUGUGGUUUGUUUGGUUGUUUGUUUGUUGUAUGCAUGUUUCUGUGUGUGUG